Dovyalis caffra is the source of this 450-nucleotide messenger RNA. NCBI's taxonomy places the organism in Eukaryota, Viridiplantae, Streptophyta, Magnoliopsida, Malpighiales, Salicaceae. The record is from the annotation of a GenBank genome assembly.
AUGCCUUCGCGAGUAGCCAGUACCCCUCGAAUAGUAUCUAGUGCUGAUCUGGUCUUAGCACAGUUAAGAACAAGACUGAAAAGAAUCCAAGAGAUUUACUGCUCAUCAGAAAAGCUUGGCUCGAGCAAGACCACGAGAUUGUUUGAUAGAGCAGGGAUAUUGGAAGCUUACGUAAAGAAUAUCCACGGCCACGGGUUUAUUACGGAAACCCUUGUAGAUAAAUCAAAAAACACCAUCAUAUUAAUAGAAAGAAGUCAAGUGCAAGCUGAAGAAGAGAGCAAGCUUGAAUACGUAAUAUUUAUAGCUCAAACAAGGAUAGACAGUCAGGUGUGUGAACAUUCAUCAGAGCUACGGAGCACACCCAAGACCAAACGAACUGAAAGACGAGGGCUACAGAGACUAACAAAACUGAACUUGGAUUUGCUUAUUGUGAAUUGCAAAUUCAAGUAA